UCUGGCACGGCACGACAUCCAACAUGCGCGUCUCUUCAGCAAUAGCAGGCCUCCUUGGGCUCGUGGCAUCAGCGGGAAUCGCAUAUGCUCAAUCUGCUCGGGAUGCGUCCCAAGUUUACAGUCCAGAAAAUGUCCGAAACAGCACUCGGCCCCUGGUGGACAGCAUUCUGAGAAUUUACCACGGCAAUCGGACCACACCUCUGCCUGGUUUCAUACCGGGCCUGUUUCCUAAACCAUAUUACUGGUGGGAGUCUGGCCUCGCAUUCGACUCUUUGAUUAACUACUGGGCAUACACCGAGGAUGAGACAAUCGUUGACCUUGUCCGCCAAGCUAUGGUAUUCCAAGUCGGUCCAGAUCUCAACUACAUGCCGCCAAACCAGUCCAAGUCGCUCGGUAACGAUGACCAAUCCACCUGGGCUUUGGCUGCUAUGACUGCCGCAGAGUUCGGCUUCCCAGAGCCAGUAUCGAUCAAUGCUACCUGGGCGCAGCUCGCUGCCAACGUCUUCGACAGUCAGGUGGCGAGAUGGGAUGAAGAAUCUUGCGGCGGAGGCCUGAAGUGGCAGAUUUUCACUUUCAAUGCAGGAUAUAAUUACAAGAACUCCCUGACGCAAGCGAACUUUGCCCAGCUGGGUGCUCGUUUAUCGAAGUAUACCGCGAAUUCCACAUACCUGGACUGGGCGCAGCGAGCUAUCGAGUGGUCCUUCAACAUCGGCCUGGUUGAUGCCGACCGUUCUGGCAUCUAUGACGGAACUGAUGACACUACGAACUGCUCUGAGGUGAACCACAUUCAAUGGACAAUCAACGCAGGCCAAUUCUUGGACGCAUACGCCUACGCUUGUAACGAAUCGUCAAGCUGUACGCGUUGGUUCAACAGCAUUGGUGCGGUGGCAUUGGCCGAGCUCCCAGUGUUCACAGAUGACGAUGUGCUCUACGAGGUGGCCUGCGCUCCCAAUAAUAACUGCAAUGUGGAUCAGCUUGCAUUCCGCGCACCUCUUGCUCGUGCCCUUGGCAAUGUGCGAGACAUGGUCAACACUACAGUUGUUACCCUCAAUGGCACCUCCAGCUCCUCCACCAAUAAAACCGAUUACAUCAGCACCAUCAUCGAUAGGAGCGCGCAAGGCGCGCUACGGCAGUGCGCUGCCGCUACCAACAAUAGUCAGACUGCCGUCCGCUGUGGCAGCGACUGGUCCAGCACUGAAUGGGAUGGAACUCAGGGCCUUGGACAGGUUCUGAGCGCUCUUGAGAUCAUGCUUGCGGGCAUACCAAGGAAGCGGUUGAACACCAUGAACUCCACAGUGAACGGAAAUGGAACGUCCACCUCUGGCAACGGCAGUGGUACUGGUACGGGAGGUGGCUCUGCAACGAGCAGCCCUGCUGCGCCCAACGAAGCAGGCAGUGUGGUGUCUGCGUCAUUUGUUGCGACCUUGAUGACUGUAUGCUUCGGUGCUGUCUUCUUCGCACUUGUGUAGAAUUAAUGACUACAAAAUGUACAACAGAAACUUUUCGCCUCUGCAGUCUACGCAGGAGAAGCCUU
This is a messenger RNA of Pseudocercospora fijiensis CIRAD86, 1534 nucleotides long. Its product is annotated as glycoside hydrolase family 76 protein. Bases 24 to 1469 code for a protein of 481 amino acids. The record is from RefSeq and is a predicted model, not a curated record. Gene Ontology annotation, molecular function: mannan endo-1,6-alpha-mannosidase activity. Gene Ontology annotation, biological process: fungal-type cell wall biogenesis; carbohydrate catabolic process. The transcript has a single exon. NCBI's taxonomy places the organism in Eukaryota, Fungi, Ascomycota, Dothideomycetes, Mycosphaerellales, Mycosphaerellaceae.